Diorhabda sublineata is the source of this 12249-nucleotide messenger RNA. It is a transcript of the gene Dnah3, whose product is annotated as dynein axonemal heavy chain 3. NCBI's taxonomy places the organism in Eukaryota, Metazoa, Arthropoda, Insecta, Coleoptera, Chrysomelidae. Bases 1 to 12249 code for a protein of 4082 amino acids. The record is from RefSeq and is a predicted model, not a curated record. Gene Ontology annotation, cellular component: dynein complex. Gene Ontology annotation, biological process: microtubule-based movement. The transcript has 57 exons. Gene Ontology annotation, molecular function: dynein intermediate chain binding; ATP binding; dynein light intermediate chain binding.
AUGGCGUCGAAAUAUGGUCCGAGGUUAAUACCCAGUGAACCUUGGCUGCCGGACGCCAAACUAGAAGGCGAAACAGAAUCAAAUUGGAUUCUCGAAAGGGUCGAAAAACAAAAUGAAUACCCUCCGAUUUUCGCGAAAAAUUCCUGGACCAAAGGGGUGCUUGCUAAAGAUACACAAAUGUAUUAUAAACCCUCUGAAACUAUCGGUUCGAAUUUCACCCCGGCUGCACAGGAAUUGCGAAUUCAAGAUUUACCGAGAAAGAAAAAAAAGGCCAGCGCUAGUCCUUUGGGAGAAGACGGGAAAUUGCGUUAUCCACCGAAAAAGUCACGUAAACAAAUCGCCGAAGAAGAAAAGUUGUUGGAACAAAAUGCCAAAAAACCCGAUUCGUCUGCUUUCGUGGACAUAAUAGAGCUUUUGACGGGCGAAUAUCACAGGAAGAAAGAAGAAGAACGGAAGAUAAAGAGGAAGGAAUUGAAAAUGAAGAAAAAAAUUGAUGCUUUGAAUAUGGAAGGGUUUUCUUAUGAAAAGGAAAGGGGAUCCCAAAACGGACAACUGAAAUUAUUGCAAGCCAUAUUACCGAAAAGUCCCGACGAACAGAAAAAAUAUUUAUACGAUGAGGCUGACAAAGAAAUGCACAAAUUUAUCAAAGAAAGAGAUAUUGAGAGAAUGUUAUAUUAUUUAACAGAGGGAAUAUCUCCAGAGCACGUUCCACCAUACGAUGAGGAGCUAAUUAAAUGUGCCAUGGCGAAAAUUCCAGAAAAAUAUAAGGCUUUGAAGGAAUAUAAAGGGCUAAUGCAAUCCGAUCGCAAGUCAUUGCGGAAAUACUUCUGCAUAUUUAUGCGAAAACAUCUGUUGCAGUACGUACUCAAAGACCCAGCUGAAUGGAAAAGGUUGAGAUUUCAGACGUUUCCCUCGGAUUUUCCCAUUAUGAUGGUAAGGGCUCCUGUACCAUGGCACUCGACGUAUUGCAUUAGUACUCAAUUGAUGGAAAAACAUUAUUAUAAUGGAAAUAUGAUUAUUCGAAAAAUUCGCGAUCUUUGGUGGGACAGGUAUGACAAUAUGCUUAUAGUUCCUCAAGAACGUUUGUUAAAUGCAGACGGUAAAUCUUUGGCUCCCGAUGAAUUGGAACAAAGAGUUACUGACAUAUGCGAUAGUGCCCGAAAUGUCAUUAUCAACGAAUGGUUACCAGCAUGCGCAGACAUUUUUUUAGAAUACAGGGAACAUUGGAAACAAUACAUUCCGAAAACGGCAUCGGAACCACCGAUUAUCGUUGAGAGAUUUUUUGAUUGCGUCAAUUUAUUAAUGUCCAUGCAACUGAGGUGGUUGGUCGAGAAGAGUCUUGACCAUUUUAAAAAUAUUUUCGUCAAAUUUAAGCACGGUAAUGAGUUCGAAGGCGAUUAUCAAGAUUUAACUUUGAUCAAUAUACCUUUAAUAACGUUAAUUGUCGAACCUAUUCUCGGAACAAAUCAAUUGAUUUUUACCCCAACGUUAGAAGAUAUUCAGUUGUUGUUACAAAAAUGUUUCGGGAAGAUUUUGGAAAUUAACAGAAGGGUGCCUAGGAUAGAAAUGAUAAUGUUUCCAGAAUUUGCGAAAUUAGAACGAUAUAUACAUCACGUACAUAGGUCGGAAGUACCAGUUUUAGAAAUUCAACGUGAAAUUGUUGACGCGUUCGUUCCGAAUGCCGUUGGUCCGCAGCAAUACCUCUCGGUGUACGAUAAAUAUUUGUACAUUUUAAAUGGAGCAGCCGAAAAGGAGUUGAACGAAAUUUUUGAUAUGGAGCCGUUACCGUUUCUAAAGGAUUUUGCCAAAAAAAUAAAAAGUUACGACGAAAUGAAAGUGGAGUUUAUCAAUUUAAGAAGAAUGAUUCCGAUGAAUCUGUUCAAUUUGGAUUGUUGUAAAUUAAACGAAACUUUAUAUGAUAUAAUAGAUGGACUUCGAAUGAAAAUUGUCAAUUACUUCAUUUUGGAAAUGAGGAACCUAAAUCGAAUGAUAUGCGACACCUUCGACGACAUGUCGAACAAAGUCAGCGGUAAUCCAGACAACGUAGCAGACAUUGUAGAACUGCAGGCGUACGUCAUAGAAUGCAGAGACGUUACUAUGUAUAACUUGAAAGAAAAAAUUAGAAAAACCGCCGAGUACGUUAUGUUCCUGAUGGAAUUCGCACACCUUUCUUACGACGACAUUAUGUUGAAUACACGCGUUUUCUUAUGGCCCAAAGACAUGGAAUUGGUCAUAGAAAUAGCGAUACAGAGAUUGAAUAUGAAACGGGAUCAAGCCGAAACGAAUCUGAAGAAUCGUCGGACGGCGUUCGAUAUUAAAUUGAAAAAACACGAAAAGAUGUUGGUGGCUUUCAAGAAGAAAGACCCGCCGAUAUUGACGAUGGAUGAAAUGGAAGAGAGCGUGGCUGAUGUGGAAAUUCUUGUCCAACGUUUGGCUGAAGAUAAAGCGGAAGCGGAACAAAUUAACGAAGAAGAACAAUUGCUCGAUAUGGAUCCUUCUCCUUUCAUGAAUUUACACAGGAUGUUGCAAAUAGUGGAGCCUUACGAUAAAUUAUGGCAUAGCGUUUACGAGUUUCAUAAAAAUUACGAUCUUUGGUAUUAUGGUCCGUUUUUGGGGCUCGACGCCGACGAGAUUACCGAUUAUACGGAGAAUUGCUGGAGGACUUUGUAUAAAUUAUCGAAAACGCUGAGUGAUAAUCCUGGAGCUAAACGUAUAGCCGAAAUGGUUCGAGCUAAAGUGGAAAAGUUCAAGCAAUUUCUGCCUGUUUUGCAGACUAUCUGUAAUAAAGGGUUACAGAAAAGGCAUUGGGAUAAGAUUAGUGAAAUAGUUGGAGUUCCUCUAGCCAUAACCGAAGAUUCAACUUUGAGCGAUAUGAUAGACGCCGGUUUGCCCAAAUUCGCCGCCCAACUCGAAGAAAUAAACGCCGGCGCUACUAAAGAACACGCCUUACAAAUAAAUCUAGCACGAAUGAAAGAAGAAUGGGAAGAUAUCAGAUUCGAAUUAACGCCUUAUAGAGAAACCGGCGUGAAUAUAUUAACAGCCGUCGAUGAUAUACAAGUCAUGAUGGACGAUCACAUACUCAAAGCUCAAACUAUGAGAGGUUCGCCGUACGUUAGAGCUUUCGAAGAGGAAAUGACCGCUUGGGAAGAGAAGCUGCUAUCCAUGCAGGAUAUAUUGGAGCAAUGGCUCAUGUGUCAAGCUACUUGGAUGUAUUUAGAACCGAUCUUCAGUUCGGAAGAUAUAAUGAGACAGAUGCCGACGGAGGCUAGAAAUUUCAAACUGGUUGAUAGAGUAUGGAGGGCGGUUCAAAAUAAUACGAACAAAGAUACCAGAGUGCUGGUCUGUACUGAUUAUAAAAACAUGUUGGCGCUCUUGAAGGAAAACAAUCGAUUGCUGGACGAGAUACAGAAAGGAUUGAACGAUUAUUUGGAGAAGAAGAGACUGUUCUUCCCUAGAUUCUUCUUUUUAUCCAACGACGAAUUAUUAGAAAUAUUAUCCGAAACUAAAGAUCCUCUAAGAGUUCAACCGCAUCUCAAGAAAUGUUUCGAAGGUAUCCACCAAUUGGAAUUUACGCGUGACGAAGAAGUCGUCGGAAUGAUAAGCGUUGAAAAGGAAAAAGUUCCGUUCAGCGAGAAGAUUAUUCCCGCUGAAGCGAAAGGGAUGGUAGAGAAAUGGCUGGUUCAAGUUCAAGCUGUCAUGAUACAAUCAUUGAAAGACGUCAUGCGGGAUUCUAUUAACAAUUAUCCAACAGUGGACAGACCGACGUGGAUAUUGAGUUGGCCCGGUCAGAUCGUACAAUGCGUGGAUUGUAUACAAUGGACGACGGAAGUUACCGACGCCAUUUUCGGCGGAGCCUUGGACGCUCAAGAGAAAUUGUGCACCCAUCAAAUAGAAAGGAGCGUCAAGAUGGUACAGGGGAAGUUGAAACCGAAUACGCAAGUAACAGUCGAAGCUCUUAUAGUUAUAGAUGUACAUGGUAGGGACAUUGUGAAAAGAUUGAAAGAAUUGAAAGUUGGAUCCAUAGCCGAUUUCAAUUGGAUAUCACAAUUGCGAUAUUACUGGAAAGAUAGGGCCGUAGGGGUGUGUAUGAUAACCACGGAGGUUAUGUACGGAUUCGAAUAUCUAGGAAAUACCGGAAGACUUGUUGCCACUCCUUUAACCGACAGGUGUUACAGAACUCUAAUGGGGGCGUUGAAAUUGAAUCUCGGAGGAGCUCCGGAAGGACCUGCCGGUACCGGGAAAACUGAAACUUGUAAAGAUCUGGCCAAAGCGGUGGCCAAAAAAUGCGUCGUUUUUAAUUGUUCCGAUGGAUUGGAUUACAAAGCUCUCGGAAAAUUUUUCAAAGGAUUGGCUCAAGCCGGAGCUUGGGCUUGCUUUGACGAAUUUAAUCGUAUAGAGUUGGAGGUGUUGUCAGUGGUAGCGCAACAAAUAUUGAGUAUACAGAUGGCGGUAGCUGCGAAAUUGACGAAAUUCGUUUUCGAAGGAACCGAAAUUACAUUGGAUCCGACUUGUACUGUUUUUAUUACGAUGAAUCCGGGUUAUGCCGGACGUCAAGAAUUACCCGAUAAUUUGAAAGUGUUAUUUAGAACCGUAGCAAUGAUGGUACCAGAUUACGCCAUGAUUGGAGCAAUAUCUUUAUACUCUUACGGAUUUGUACAAGCUCACAGUUUGGCCGAGAAAAUCGUCCACACGUACAAAUUAUGUUCGGAACAACUGUCCUCUCAAAAUCAUUACGAUUACGGAAUGAGAGCCGUUAAAUCGGUUUUGUUAGCAGCUGGUGCAUUAAAAAGAAGUUACCCCGACGUAUCCGAACCGCAAAUCGUAUUAAGGGCCAUAAUCGACGUCAAUCUACCGAAAUUUUUAGCUCAGGAUGUACCUUUAUUCGCUGGUAUAUAUUCCGAUCUAUUCCCCGAUAUUGAAAUACCAAAAUUCGAAAGAGCCGAACUCAUUGAAUGUUUGAUAGAAGAAAUUAAGAGAAGGAAUUUGCAACCUACGCCUUGGUUUGUAGAAAAAUGUAUGCAGAUUUACGAAAUGAUAUUAGUGAGGCACGGUUUGAUGAUAGUUGGAAGACCGAUGGGGGGAAAGACUUCCGCUUAUCAGAGUUUGGCUGGUGGUCUGGGUGCUUUGGCCAAUAAAAUAGGUGCAGCUUUAAUUGAGCACGAAGUAUUAUACAAAAUAAUUAAUCCUAAAGCUAUUUCUAUGGGUCAAUUAUAUGGUCAGUUCGAUCCGGCGUCCCACGAGUGGUCAGAUGGAGUAUUAGCUACCACGUUUAGGGAUUACGCUAAUAGUACCACAAGUGACAGGAAAUGGAUUUUAUUCGACGGUCCCGUCGACGCUGUCUGGAUAGAAAACAUGAAUACCGUCCUGGAUGAUAAUAAAAAACUUUGUUUAAUGUCGGGAGAAAUUAUUCAGAUGUCACCACAAAUGAACUUAAUUUUCGAACCUGCCGAUUUAGAACAAGCCUCCCCGGCAACGGUAUCGAGAUGCGGAAUGAUUUACAUGGAACCGGCCCUACUUGGUUGGAAACCUUUCAUGGAUUCUUACAUGAAUACGUUAGCGAAAUUUCUCCUAGUGGAACAACAAGAAUUAUUAGUAGAAUGUAUGGAAUGGUUGGUUCCAACGAUGUUAAAACAAAUCAACAAAUCCAAGAAAUUCGUCGAAACAUCCGAUAUUCAUCUAUUCUACUCUUUCACGAGGUUAUUUACUUGUUCCAUUCGCGAAGAAAACCAAGUAAGCACGGUGUGGUUACAAUGUACUUUAAUAUUUUGCUUGUUAUGGGGUUUGGGAUCGACGUUAACGUCGGAGGGAAGACAGAAUUUCGAUACUUUUUAUAGGAAAUUAUUGAACGGUGACAAUCGAAAGCAUCCGAAACCGAAAUCUUUCAAAUUAACGAAAAGUCAAGUUUUUCCCGAUCGCGCCAACGUCUUCGAUUGGGUGUAUGAUAAAAAAAAUAACGGGACGUGGAUCAAUUGGACUGAUACAGUCGAAAAAGUUGAUAAAAUUCCCCCAACAGCUAAGGCUACUGAGUUGAUUAUACAAACGACUGAAUCUUGUUGUCAGAGAUUUUUCUUGAAAAUGUGCCUGGAUAACAAAAUACCGAUUCUGUUUGUCGGACCUACUGGUACCGGUAAAUCCGCCGUGAUAAUUGAUCAUAUGUUGAAUUUACCCAAAGAAAAAUAUUUACCUAACAUAGUCAACUUCAGCGCAAGAACGUCUUCGAGUUUGACUCAGGAAAUGGUAAUGUCGAAGCUAGAUAAAAGAAGAAGAGGAGUAUUUGGUCCUUCGAUGGGUAAACAGUGCAUCCUUUUCGUCGACGACGUAGGCAUGCCUCAGAAGGAAGUUUGGGGCGCGCAACCAGCCGUCGAGCUGCUACGUCAAUUUAUUGAUCACGGACAUUGGUUCGAAAAAGAUACUUCGAUGCUUUUUUUGGUCGAUAUAUUAUUUAUCGGCGCUAUGGGAGUUCCUGGAGGCGGAAGAAACGAAAUCAGCGACAGAUUUUUGAGGCACAUGCAAAUCAUAACCAUAGAUUCUUUCGACGAUCAAACUUUAAGUAAAAUAUUUACGACGAUAUUAGAUUGGAAUUUUUCUAAAGGAUACGUCGAACCCGUAGCCAGAUUAUCCAAGUUUUGUUGCGCCGCCACAUCCGAAGUAUACAAGGCGGCGAUAGAACAUUUCCUACCGACUCCUGCUAAAUCCCAUUACACCUUUUCGUUGAGAGAUUUUUCUAGAGUGAUAAACGGACUCCUCCUGACUCCCCCUCAACGUAUGGACGAUCCUGAUAAGUUCAUCAGAUUGUGGAUACACGAAACGUACAGGGUGUUCCACGAUAGACUGAUAGACGACGAUGAUAGGAUUAAACUUUUCGAAAUUGUGAAAGAAGGUUGUUAUCAGGGCUUUAGACAGAAAUUCGAAAAAGUUUGUGCGAGUUUAGUCCCCGAAGACGAAAAAAUAGGACCACAACAUCUAAGGAAUUUGUUCUACGGGAAUUAUAUGUAUCCGGACGCGGAUCCGAAAGUUUACGACGAGAUUACAGAUAUGGACGAUCUGAUUGAAAAAAUGGAAUAUUACUUAUCCGAAUACAAUGUCAUAUCUAAAACGCCGAUGAACCUCGUAAUGUUCAAAUUUGCCAUCGAACACGUUUCCAGAGUAUCGAGAGUGAUAACUCAACCGAACGGUAACGCCUUAUUGGUUGGCGUCGGUGGUUCGGGAAGACAUAGUUCCGCGAAAUUGGCCAGUUUUAUGGCCGAAUGUACUAUAUUCGAGAUCGAGUUAACGAGAACUUACGGUACUUCCGAAUGGAGAGAUGAUUUGAAGAAACUCCUGACGACCGCCGGAAUCGUCGGUAAACCGAUUUUGUUCCUAUUUGCCGAUACCCAAGUGGCAGAUGAGAGUUUCGUCGAAGACAUUAACACCAUUCUUAAUACCGGGGACGUACCGAAUCUAUACGCCCCAGAUGAAAAGGCUGAUAUUUUGGAAAAAAUGCAGGGGGUUCUCAAAGAGAGCGGUAGGAAAAUGGAGGCUACACCGCUUACGCUGUACAAUUUUUUCAUCGAAAGAAUAAGAAGAAAUCUUCACGUUGCACUCUGUCUAUCACCGAUAGGUGACUCUUUUCGAAAUCGUUGUCGGAUGUUUCCGUCUUUAAUUAAUUGCUGUACGAUCGAUUGGUUUCAAAAAUGGCCGGAUGAUGCUUUGGAAAGGGUAGCGCACAUGUUUCUUCACAAAACUAACAUAGGCGAUGAGAUGACGGAUAUUUGCGUGAAAAUUUGUGAACAUUUCCACAUUACCGUUCAGGAAGCUUCGGAUUUGUUCUACGCCGAACAGAAGAGGAAAACGUAUAUAACCGCAACUGCUUAUUUGGAGCUAAUUCAAACUUUCAUAUCGUUGUUCGCGCUGAAAGUCGAACAAAUUACCUUACAACAAAAAAGGUACGAGACGGGUUUGGAGAAAUUGGAUUUCGCAGCUGGUCAAGUCGGUUUGAUGCAGGACGAUCUGACGGCGUUGCAGCCGCAGCUGAUAGUAGCUUCCGCCAAAACGGAAAAGCUGAUGGUGAAAAUCGAACAGGAUACCGUUAUUGUGGAAAAACAAAAAGAGAUCGUAGCAGCCGAUGAAGCCGUUGCUAACGAAGCGGCCGCGGCAGCUCAAGCCAUAAAAGACGAUUGUGAAUCGGAUCUAUCAGAAGCUAUUCCGGCGUUGGAAGCGGCCAUUGAGGCGUUGAACACUUUGAAACCGGCCGAUAUCACCGUGGUGAAGUCAAUGAAAAAUCCACCGUCCGGUGUUAAACUCGUUAUGGAAGCCAUAUGCGUUAUGAAGCAAGUUAAACCGGAAAGAAGACCGGAUCCUUCUUCGGGAAAAAUGGUAGAAGAUUUUUGGGCUUCGUCGGUGAAAAUAUUGGGAGACAUGAAGUUUUUGGAGAAUUUAAAAUCUUACGAUAAAGAUAACAUACCGCCUGCUGUCAUGAAAAGAAUCAGAGAAAGAUACAUGACAGAUAGAGAAUUCGAUCCGGAACGUAUCAAGACCAUAUCAACGGCUUGCGAAGGUCUUUGCAAAUGGGUUAGAGCCAUGGAGGUAUACGAUCGAGUUAUAAAAAUAGUUGCUCCGAAGAAAGCCAGAUUGGCGGAAGCGGAAGCCGAGCUCGCCCUUCAAAUGGACACUUUGAAUGCCAAAAGAGCGCAACUGAAAGAGGUAGCGGAUAAGCUUCAGGCUCUCAACGAUGAAUUCGCUGCCGAAACGAAAAAGAAGAAAGAUUUGGAAGAUCAAAUAUUCAUAUGCGCCCAAAAAUUGGACAGAGCCGAAAAACUAAUCGGAGGACUCGGAGGAGAGAAAGCGAGAUGGUCGGCGACGGCAAAACAAUGCGAGGCUUUAUUGGGCAACGUUAUAGGCGACGUUCUUCUAUCGUCCGGAGCUAUUGCCUAUUUGGGACCGUUUACCGUUAGCUACAGGAUAGAUAUAUUGAAAGGAUGGAAUAAAUUCGCUUUGGAAUCCGGUAUCCCAUGUUCUGACAAUUUUUCCUUAGUUGUAACUAUGGGAGAACCCGUAAUAAUCCGAGCAUGGAACAUCGCUGGUCUACCAGUUGAUAAUUACAGUAUUGAAAAUGGUAUAAUAGCUACAAAUGCUAGAAGAUGGCCGUUGAUGAUCGAUCCCCAGGGGCAAGCGAAUAAAUGGGUUAAAAAUAUGGAAAAGGGUAAUCGAUUGCAAGUAAUCAAAUUAACAGAUGGAAAUUACAUAAGGGUCGUCGAGAACGCCAUAACAUUCGGUACCCCCGUUCUUUUGGAAAACAUCAACGAAGAUAUAGACGCGAUUUUGGAUCCUGUUUUGGUAAAAACGAUUUUCAAAAGUCAGGGCGUGUGGUAUUUGAAAUUGGGCGAUAACGUCCUGGAAUAUUCCUUCGAUUUCCGUUUAUAUAUAACCACGCGUUUGAGAAAUCCCCAUUAUCUACCGGAAAUUGCAGUUAAAGUGACCAUGGUGAAUUUUAUGAUUACGCCCCAAGGGUUGCAAGAUCAACUAUUGGGUAUAGUGGUGGCUAGGGAGAAGCCCGAAUUGGAAGAGAAGAAGAACUUGAUGAUUGUGGAAAGCGCUAAUAAUAAGAAAAUGUUGAAGGAAAUCGAAGACAAGAUUUUAGAGGUACUAUCAACAUCUGAAGGUAACAUUUUGGAGGACGAAACUGCCAUAAAAAUAUUAUCUAGCAGUAAGGUACUUUCGGAAGAGAUACAAGAAAAACAAAAACAAGCUGCCGUUACCGAAAAAGAAAUUGAUACCGCCCGUAACGGUUACGUACCCGUUUCCAAACAUUCUUCCGUGUUAUUUUUCUGUAUAUCGGAUCUGACCAAUAUCGAUCCGAUGUAUCAAUAUUCUUUGGGAUGGUUCAUAAAUCUCUACGUUCAAUCGAUAAUCAUGAGUAAAAAAUCGAACGUACUAGAAGAACGUUUGGCGUAUUUGAACGAUUAUUUCACGAACAGUAUUUACAGAAACGUGUGCAGGUCUCUUUUUGAAAAGGACAAAUUAUUAUUUUCCAUGGUUUUGGCCGUGGGAAUACUGAGAUCGCAUGGAAAAAUAAAUGAGGAUGUUUGGAACUUUUUCUUAACUGGCGGCGUUGCUUUGGAUAAUCCAUACCCCAAUCCCUCUCCCGAUUGGCUAUCAGAUAAAUCUUGGUCGGAAAUAGUCAGAGCCAGCAAUUUAGAAGGGUUGAAGGGUUUCAUGGAAUCUGUGAAAAGGAACAAUUCGGCUUGGAGAAAAUUCUACGAUACCUCGAAUCCUAACGAAAUUCCUUGUCCUCCACCUUUUGAGAAUACCCGCAGUUUACAAAGAUUGAUUCUGAUCCGUGCCAUUCGACCCGACAAAGUAGUACCGGCAGUACAGACCUACGUCGUCGAAGAGAUGGGACCGUCAUAUUUAGAACCGCCACAAUUCAAUCUAGAAGAAUCUUACAAUGACAGUAAUUGUUGUUCGCCAUUAAUAUUCAUACUGUCACCAGGAUCGGAUCCGAUGGCCGGUCUAGUGAGAUACGCAGCCGACAAAGGAAUCAAAAAAACGGCAUUGAUGACAGUAUCUUUAGGACAGGGACAGGGUCCGAUAGCCUCGAAUAUGAUAGCAACCGGAUUGGAAACUGGUCAAUGGGUGGUGCUGCAAAAUUGUCAUUUGGCAGAGAGUUGGAUGAGAGAAUUGGAUAGAAUUUGCGACGAAGUUAUCGUACCCGAAAAUACACAUACCAAUUUCCGGUUGUGGUUGACGAGUUAUCCUAGUAAAGCGUUUCCUGUGGCCAUAUUACAAAACGGUGUGAAAAUGACCAACGAGGCCCCGAAAGGUCUACGACAAAAUCUUCUGAGAUCCUAUUCUUCGGAUCCCAUAUCCGAUAACGAAUUUUUCAAUUUGUGCACUAAUCAGAAAGCUUUUCGUCCUUUGCUGUUUUCCCUCUGUUUUUUCCACGCCAUUGUUCAGGAACGGAGGAAAUUCGGACCAUUAGGAUGGAAUAUUCCAUACGAAUUCAACGAGUCUGAUCUCAGGAUAUGCAUUCUACAGUUGCAGAUGUUUCUUAGUGAAUACACCGACGUUCCGUACGAAGCACUAACUUACCUCACUGGAGAAUGUAAUUAUGGUGGUCGUGUUACGGAUGACAAAGACAGAAGAUUGUUAAAUUCUCUUCUAUCUACAUUUUACACCCCAGAAGUUGUAACAGAACCAGGGUACUUUUUUUCACCGAGCGGAGUGUACUUUAUACCGACGAAUACUAAUUGGGAGGGAUGUUUGGAAUACAUCAGAUCUUUACCGAUCAAUGCCCAACCGGAAGUUUUUGGACUCCAUGAAAACGCCGAUAUCACUAAAGAUAACCAAGAAACGUCACUGUUGUUGCACGGAAUUCUUUUGACGCAAACGAUGAUAACGGCCGGAGGUGGUGGGGAUGAUUCUCAAACGAUGGUCAUAGAUCUCGCCAACGAUAUCUUGAGUAAAAUACCGGGAGUUUUCGAUAUUGAAUAUGUCGACGAAAAAUACCCCGUUAUGUAUACCAACUCGAUGAACACAGUAUUGAAACAAGAAUUGAUUCGAUUCAAUAGAUUGAUAGUCGUGGUAAAAAAAUCCCUCGUAGAUAUGAUAAAAGCGGUCAAAGGACUCGUGGUGAUGUCCAGAGAAUUGGAACAAACUUGCGAGGCUCUAGUCGUGGGGAAAGUACCGGAUUGUUGGGCCGGUAAAAGUUACCCCAGUUUGAAGCCGUUAGGAUCGUACGUUAACGAUUUAAUCGCCAGACUCAAAGUGUUUCAAGAUUGGAUAGAUUUCGGGGAGCCUAAAGUUUACUGGUUAUCCGGUUUUUUCUUUACUCAAUCUUUUCUAACGGGAGUUUUACAAAAUUUCGCAAGGAAACGGAAGUUACCGAUCGAUUGGAUACAUUUCGAAUAUUACGUUACCGAAUACGAACCGGAUAAUUCGAAUGUGACGUGUCCUCUGGGCGUGUAUUGUAAGGGAUUGUUUCUGGAAGGAGCGAGAUGGGACAGGAGAUUGCGAAGACUGAACGAAUCUUUCCCGAAAGUUCUUUUCGAUACGAUACCUAUUAUGUGGAUGAAACCGGCGGAAAUAUCGAAAUUUGUACCGUCACAAUGUUACCAAUGUCCCGUUUAUAAGACGAGCGCCAGACGAGGCGUUCUAUCUACUACAGGACAUUCCACGAAUUUCGUUAUAUUCAUCACGCUUAAUUCCAAUUUGCCCGAAAAACAUUGGAUAAAUCGUGGAGUUGCGUCGCUGUGUCAACUCGACGACUGA